Messenger RNA from Hibiscus syriacus, 360 nucleotides. RefSeq lists its product as uncharacterized. The coding region runs from base 1 to 360 and encodes 119 amino acids. NCBI's taxonomy places the organism in Eukaryota, Viridiplantae, Streptophyta, Magnoliopsida, Malvales, Malvaceae. The transcript has a single exon. The record is from RefSeq and is a predicted model, not a curated record.
AUGUCGAUGACGGUAGCGCAACAGCCACCACCGGAGGUGGCUGUAACGGAGGAGCCAUAUUACAACUCUCACACCGCUCAUGUUUCUAUUGCUCCUCUUAUAGCUGUACUUUUGGUGAUCACAAUCUUAGGCAUUGUGACCAGCAUGAUCGGACGACUAUGCACUGGCCUGAAAGUCAUGAGCGUUGGUCAGUUCGACAUCGAAAGUUGGAUCGAAACAAAGUGUUCUUGCAUUGAUGGCAGGAUAUAUCCUCACCAGCCACCACCAAGGUCUAAUGCUUCGUCAGCUACUUCUGUUUUAACACCAACUGAACGCCAACCACAGCAAGAAUAUCAAUCCCCUCAAACCCCCACCACUUGA